Symbiodinium necroappetens is the source of this 1914-nucleotide messenger RNA. Lineage: Eukaryota; Dinophyceae; Suessiales; Symbiodiniaceae. The record is from the annotation of a GenBank genome assembly.
CAAAUCUCAAGACCUUUGCAAGGUCUGGGCUUGCAUCAGCUCAACUACUUGCUGUAUUCCUGCGAGGCCGAAGAGAGGGAUCGCUCGGAUGGCAAGCGAGGUGCCUACGAUAUUCCUGGCUUUGGUCCGUUUGCUUACUGCGGCAUUAUGGGAGUCUGCGCAGCCUUGGAUGAGGCCAGGAGGCAGCACACGGAGUCCGAACUCCUCACAAGUCCCGUCUUGGAGAACGUCCGGCAGGGUGAUUGGCUAAUCGCCUGUUUGACCCAGCGACUGGUGCACAUGCCCGGGCUCGAUAUGGUGAAGGAGUGGUUGGAGAAGGCUGCUGGAAUCCUCCACAACUGCCCUCGGAAACUUGCCCCGUUCUAUUUCGACCUCCUUGUGCCGGGGCUUUGUGCUGCAGCCAGCAAGGAGCUUCUGGAUGUGUCCUCCGACUUCGUGUCCGCUUUCCAUGGAGCCUCAGAUUUGAUUCGAGACGUGGCGCUGGCGACCUCCCAGUUCUGGGGCGCAACAAAAUCUGCACCGCUGAACUGGGAUCUGGCACAGCGCAAUGGUUGGCACAAAGUGCCUUCGCUCUGCGCCGGUCUCCCUCACUUCGCAGCAGGCUUUAUGCGGAACUGGGGCCGGGACACCUUCAUCGCACUGAAGGGGUGCCUGCUGGUCACGGGGCACUUCCAGGAGGCUCGGGACACUCUUCUGGUCUACGCAAGCGUCGUUCGCCAUGGCCUGUGUCCUAACCUCCUGGAUGCGGCCAACCGCCCGCGCUACAAUGCUCGAGACGCGACCUGGUUCUUUAUGCAGGCAAUUCAGGAUUACGUGGCGGAGUCACCGGAGGGCGAGAGCUUCCUUGCCGCCCCAGUCAGCUUAAAGUGGCCUGCGAAGGACUGGGAUCCAGAUCUUGCCCACAUGGAGGUGAAGACGAUCGCCGACCUAAUCCAUUUGAUCUUCUCAGCGCAUGCGAAGGGCAUCAACUUCCGCGAGUGGGGUGCAGGACGAGGUCCCGAUGCUGGAAAAGGAAUCGAUGAUGACAUGAGCGAGUGGGGCUUCGAUGUCAGCGUAAGGCUUGACGAGAAGACCGGCCUUAUCUUUGGAGGGAGCGAGCACAACUGCGGCACGUGGAUGGACAAGAUGGGCUCUUCGGCCAAGGCCGGCAACAAAGGGAAACCUGCCACGCCUCGUGACGGAGCAGCGGUGGAGAUUGUUGGUCUCCUCAAAUCAGCUCUUCGGUGGCUCUCUAGCUUGAGCAGAGAUGUCUUCCCCUAUGAGCAGGUAAAGACUGCUUCCGGUCAGCCGCUGAAGUACAAAGACUGGGAUAGCAGGCUCUCAGAAAACUUCGAACGCCUGUUCUGGAUUGGCCCGGAUGAGAAAACAAGCGCACCGGUGGCUGGUAUCUACCGCGACACGGUCGGAGCCACGCGCAAGUGGCAAGAUUACCAGCUUCGACCGAACUUUUGCAUCGCCAUGGCGGUGGCACCAGAGCUUUUCAUGCCUGAGCAUGCCAACACUGCGCUGCAGGUUGUGGCGAGCCGACUGGUUGGGCCCCUGGGCAUGUGCACGCUGGACCCUGCCGACAAGGAGUACCAUGGGGACUAUCACAACGACAACGACUCGAGUGACCAGUGGAUCGCCCAUGGCUGGAAUUACCAUCAAGGUCCGGAGUGGGUGUGGCCACUAGGAUUCUUCCUCGAGGCAUGGAACCACUUUGGUUCUCUGGAUACUUCUUCAUCCGAGCCAGCGCGCUAUGCAAUGCAAUGGCUUCUGCCACAUCGGGAGAUGCUCAGAAAAGCGCCAUGGCGCUCGCUACCAGAGCUCACAAACAGCAGCGGCCAGCAUUGUCACCACUCCUGCCCUGCGCAGGCCUGGAGCCUCGCGACACUGCUCAGCGCACUUCGGACAAUGACGUUUCAGGUGGCCUAA